ACAUGAACAACUGUGCCGACUGCCGCCCACGUAAGCAGCAAGUUGUCUGUUGCUGCCUGCCUACGGUGAAAUUAGACCUUUGGAUUUUGUCUUCAUGAGGGCCUAACUUAACUCCUUCAUUGUACGAGGAGGUCUCAGCGCAUUCAAAAAAACCUAGUGUCACGCUGCGACUCAUCGUACCUUACUCGGAGUGCCAUGGAGACCUCGCUGAAAACCUUCCAGGGUAACUGCCACUGUGGCGCGAAUCGAUACCAGGUCCAACUAGCAGACUAUCCGUCCUUAGUGAUAUGCGACUGUUCGCUGUGUGCAAGAAAGGGACACGUCUGGAUUUACGAUGUCGAGGACAGCUUGAAAGUCACAAAGGGAUGUUCUAGCGAGACGUUGACAACUUACACCGGAUCAGAUUCCGAGGCCUUGAAGCAUGAGUUCUGCAAUGUUUGCGGUACCACACUCUUCGGAACACACACUUCUGGCGUUCAAGCUGGAAAGAAAGGCAUCAACUUUCGGGUGAUUGUCUCCGAUUUUCAAGAUGUAUUCAUCAAGGGAAGAAGCGUCGUGACUAUCGGGGCCCCAGAUGAGUACUUGCCGUAUCCAGGCUCUCUAAGCUUCAUUGAAAAGGCAUCUACAUCAGCACCGGUUGAUUUCCGCGGUUUGUUGCCGGACGUUCCCGGGGACGACCUCACGCUCUACACCGGAGGCUGCGACUGCGGUGCCAUUCUGUGGGACUGUGGAUACCUGAGGCAGUGGCUGGUCGCGCUCAGAAGCAAGUCGCCUUCUGAAGUUGAGAUCAAAGAAGACAACUGCAGCAUCUGCGUCCGUAAUGGCUUUAUUGGUGUGUAUCCUCAUCAGUCUCAGGUGGGUAUUGUCGGCAAAGACCAUACGCAAGACUACCAAUUUGGCCGCAAAUUCAAUGGGUCGCCCUUUUGUCGCACCUGUGGCGUACACUGCUUUGGCAACCUGUAUGGGCCGCCAAAAGAGCUGGUGGCUAUACUCCCUGCGGCAAGACAGGAGUUUGUGCAAAAACAACUCGAGGUUCAGCCGCUGAAUGUUCGUGUUCUUGAAGGCAUCGAGUGGCAUAAUGUCAAUGUGGAUUGGAGUAAUGACGGAACGGAAGGCUAUGGUCUAUCUGAUUGA
This is a messenger RNA of Colletotrichum phormii, 1134 nucleotides long. RefSeq names its product glutathione-dependent formaldehyde-activating enzyme. The transcript has 5 exons. Gene Ontology annotation, molecular function: carbon-sulfur lyase activity. Lineage: Eukaryota; Fungi; Ascomycota; Sordariomycetes; Glomerellales; Glomerellaceae. The record is from RefSeq and is a predicted model, not a curated record. The coding region runs from base 196 to 1134 and encodes 312 amino acids.